Molecule: messenger RNA, 2080 nt
Organism: Sebastes umbrosus (honeycomb rockfish)
Lineage: Eukaryota; Metazoa; Chordata; Actinopteri; Perciformes; Sebastidae
Gene: gnrhr4
Product: gonadotropin releasing hormone receptor 4
Exons: 5
Coding region: 312-1502 (396 amino acids)
Biological process (GO): G protein-coupled receptor signaling pathway
Cellular component (GO): membrane
Molecular function (GO): gonadotropin-releasing hormone receptor activity; peptide binding
Source: RefSeq, a predicted model, not a curated record
GUUUGUCUUCAUGUUGCAUGGAGUCUUGUUUGCCCGUUACCUGCCUGCAUCUUGGACUCUCAGUUUGUACUAGCGGAGGAAUGAAGCGGACUGAAGCAACAGCUGCAGAGACUGCAGCAGCAGCAGCAGCAGAAAGCCUCUCAGUGAGAUCCUCCUCAGCACUGCUCACUCUCAGCUCCGCUCCCAAUUACAGUUUCCACUGUUGAAAGUUCCAGUUGGAGAGAUGCAGAUGGAGAUGGAGAGGAAAGACGCAGUCUAGGAGUAGCCUUGGAGGAUUCCUGCCUUGUAUAUUUGUGCCUCCCUGUCAGUUCAUGAUGUUCCACCAGCUGACGGAUCAAACAGUGAAUGGCAGCUGCCAAGGAGCCUCAUCCUCGGCGUGCAACAAGAGCACCGAUGGAGACGCGCUCCAGCUGCCCACCUUCUCCACCGCGGCCAAAGUGCGCGUCAUCAUCACCUUCAGCCUGUGUGCGGUGUCGGCCGUGUGCAACCUGGUGGUGCUGUGGGCGGCAAGCAACGGAGGCAAACGCAAGUCCCACGUCCGGAUCCUCAUCAUGAACCUGACCGUGGCCGACCUGCUGGUGACCUUCAUCGUGAUGCCCGUGGACGCGGUGUGGAACAUCACGGUGCAGUGGCAGGCCGGAGACCUCGCCUGCAGGCUGCUGAUGUUCCUGAAGCUGGUGGCGAUGUACUCCUGCGCUUUUGUGACUGUGGUCAUCAGCUUGGAUAGACAGUCUGCCAUCCUCAACCCUCUGGGCAUCAGCGAGGCCAAGAGGAAAAGCAAAAUCAUGCUGACUGUGGCCUGGACGAUGAGUGUAAUCCUCUCGCUCCCUCAGAUGUUUAUAUUCCACAAUGUGACCAUCACAGUCCCGCAGAACUUCACCCAGUGCACCACCCACGGCAGCUUCGUCCAGCGCUGGCAGGAGACCGUCUACAACAUGUUCACUUUUGUGUGCCUCUUCCUCCUGCCUUUGGUCAUCAUGAUCUUCUGUUACACACGAAUCCUCAUUGAGAUAUCCAGCCGCAUGGCCCGGGGGAACUUGCUGUCGAGAGAUGUUCAUCUCCGCCGCUCCCACAACAACAUCCCCAAAGCUCGGAUGAGGACUCUUAAGAUGAGCAUCGUCAUCGUGACGUCCUUCAUCGUCUGCUGGACCCCAUACUACCUGCUGGGCUUGUGGUAUUGGCUAUUUCCUGAAGAAAUGGAGGAGACGGUCUCUCAUUCGUUGACUCAUAUGCUGUUUAUCUUUGGCCUCUUCAACGCCUGCCUGGACCCCAUCACUUAUGGUCUGUUCACUGUUCAUCUUAACCAUGGUCUUAAGACGUGCUUUCCAACUUCAAAGACACGGACUGAAUUAGAAAACAACACUUGCCUUGUACACAUGACUCGCCUGUCGUCUCGCAGGCAGAUCGCCUCGAGUGGCAACAACACAGACGUAGACGAGGGGAACGACAACAACAGCAUGAAGAGUGGUUCAAGGCCUGUCCUCCCAGAAAGCAAGAUGUGAUGCUGUUCUUAAUCAGCGUUGUGCUUUUUCCAGAGAGGAGUUCGAGGAUGUUGCUUUGACAUGAUGAAGCUCCAUAAAAAAUCAGGUGUUCUUUCAUUUUUGUUGCACUGAUGUAAUCGACGAUGUAUCAUAGCUCUGCCCUGGUUUGUUCAUCCCACAUCUUGGACGCCACUGAUCGGAUUUUGACGAAACGCUGCAGAGUGAUACAUGCAGCAUUUUCAGAACUCACCAUAAUAAGGGUGACGCUGUGCAUCACAGAGAAUGUCUCACAUGCUGCUGAUCUGAUUUGAUCUGAUGAAGCUUAAAUACUCAUGUGGGAAAGUUUAAAUUUGGGUUGAACUGAUGACAAAUCCGCUUAAUGGACUAAAAUGUUUUGGACCCAUGUGUUCUAGCACCACAUCACAUUGAUUCACAGGUUGAAAGGCAGUCACACUCUGGGAAACACACACAAACACAACUACUGGGUUUUACUGGGUAGAUCUCCAGAGGCCUGUACUACGAAGCGAGUUCAACAUACCCAGGGUAUCCUCUCGUUAUCUGGCUUAACUAACCCAAACAAACGAGAUCCCGCUAUGCGG